GAAAGAACAACAGUAAUAAGCAAAAACAAAAUGAAUUAGACAGCCUUGUCCUUAUCUAACACUAGAAAGAUAGUGAGCUACUCGUUUAUUUGAACUAUAACUUUCAUUUGAGCUUUAGUUCUUUGACUGUCACUAGAUUGUAAAUAAGGGAAGUAGUAUGAGUCAUGGCAAGCAAGAAAUGCAGUGACCUUGUCCGACAAGCACACAGUUCAAGACUUAAACAUGUAUAUAAUGCCCUGGUGGAAAUCAGAAAAACAUUCAUGAAAACACCAAAAGAUGUUGCAGCACUUGUUGGUGCCAGACUGGUUCAGAGACUGUUGGAUCUUAUAAGGUCAAGAGACAGCCUGGAGGAGCAGUACAGGUCAAAGGUCAUUGAUAUAUCAUUGAGCAUUCUGGGUAACAUGUGUAUGGAGGAAGUCACUAGAAAACAGGUAUUAAAAGAUAAAAGAACAGGUGUAACUAUUCUUGUGGAAUUAUUUGAAGAGAUAGAACAGGAGAGCUUACAGAACCGUGCUUGCAGAUGUCUUUCUAACCUUCUGCUAGAUCCCGGUAGCUGGGAGCUUGUGUGUUGCUCCUCAGUGAUUGAGAAGAUUGUCAAGCUUCUGAAGGACACAGAGAAAGAAGAAUAUAAACAGACAUGCAUUAGAGCAUUGAGGUUGCUUGGCCAGACUGGUUCACAUGUUCAGAAGCUUGUUGAGAAAAAUGCAGUCAGUGUUGUCUCAAAGCUCAUUGACAGUGAUAUAGACCCACUCAAGUCAUCUGCUCUUAGAUGUGUACACAGUCUGUCCAUCCAUGGAGGCACUCUUCAUUUUGCUAGUCAGAUAAUAGCUUCUGGACAAAUACCUUAUUUGCUAACACUAGUGAAAGAUUACAAUAUAGAAGCAUUCCAGAUUAUCAAUCGUCUUUGUGAGCACCAUAACUUUAGAGCCGAAUUCGGAAAUGCUGGAGGAAUUACCAUAUUUCAUGAUGGGUUUCAGUCAAAGGAGUUGUUCUGGACAAAUUUAAGAGAAGAUUUACUGAGUGUUUUAUGUUUGUGUUGUAAAGAGGCAGUGAACAGGGUCAAACUUCGGGAUGAGAACAUUCUCAUAUUUUUUAUAAAGUCAUUGUCAGAUGAUAAAUUCAAAAAUUUACAUGCACGAAUCGUAAGUGGUCUAGUAUGCUUCUUGUAUGAUGAGACAAGUUUUGAUGUACUGUUAGAAAAUGGUCUAGUUCCCCUAUUGGUGAAGCAUUUGAAAAGCAAUAUCAUGCAUCUGACAGCAGAUAGUCAAGGUGAGAAAGAAGUAAAGCUGGAAAGCAAUGAAGAGAAAGAAGACGUUCUGAAUAAGGCAAAAUUUGAAAUACAAUCUAACAUUCCUUCUAAUUCCUACCAGAACAUUUCAGAUGAAAGAAAAGCAGAAAAUACUGAAACAGUUCAAGAUACAAAACCAAAGCAAAAUGUUCAAAAAGUUGAAGACACUGAGAAGGAUGUAGAAGUAAGGAGUAAAGAAAGCAGAGAAAUUUAUACCAUACAAAAUAGAUAUAAGCCAGUGUCAGAGUCAGACACAGAGGGGAUUAGGAUAAUAAACCAGCCAAUGUCAGAGUCAGACACAGAGGGGAUUAGGAUAAUAAACCAGCCAGUGUCAGAGUCAGACACAGAGGGGAUUAGGAUAAUAAACCAGCCAAUGUCAGAGUCAGACACAGAGGGGAUUAGGAUAAUAAACCAGCCAGUGUCAGAGUCAGACACAGAGGGGAUUAGGAUAAUAAACCAGCCAAUGUCAGAGUCAGACACAGAGGGGAUUAGGAUAAUAAACCAGCCAAUGUCAGAGUCGGACACAGAGGGGAUUAGGAUAAUAAACCAGCGAAUGUCAGAGUCAGACACAGAGGUGAUUAGGAUAAUAAACCAGCCAAUGUCAGAGUCGGACACAGAGGGGAUUAGGAUAAUAAACCAGCCAAUGUCAGAGUCAGACACAGAGGGGAUUAGGAUAAUUAACCAGAGUGAUGAUAAAACUGAUUGUGAAAAUGAAUGUAAAAAUGUUUCACAUGAAAAAAAGGUUAAUGCUAGGCCUGUGUAUAGUAUAGACAGUCCAAGUUACCAACCAAACAUUGAAUGGGAGUUUGAGGAAAACCAGGGUGCAAAAUGCAUUGAAAGGUUUACUCCACCGCACACAGUAGAUUAUUCUUAUAAAAGCUCCUACAGUCCACUCAGCAAUAGUUCGUAUUAUUCUCCGGGUGGAAGUUCACCAGAAUACAGUCCUCCUUCUUCACCAAAGACUAGUACAUCUUCACAGAGAGCCAGUCGAAAUAUAUUUUCACAAACCAGUCAAGGUAGUUUUCAUGGUAACAGCAUUUUUACUGGCUCUCAGUCUCCAGAAUAUUUGCACCCAAAAUAUACUGGAAUAAGUUGUAGACUUGACAGCCCGUCUGAUAAUCCCGUUACAAGCCAGCAACCAAGACAAUGGUCAAGGUCACCAUAUUCAAGUGAUGCAUCUAGCCCAGAAAGAGGCUCUGAGGAGGAAGUAACUUCAAAUAUGUCACCUGGUGCGGUAUCUUCAAACAGUUUUGAUGAAUUAUCAGAAGAUCCUUUCACUUCUGAGGGCUGCCAUGCAGUUUCUGUAGACAGUCCAACAUCUGAGGGCUGCCAUGCAGUUUCUGUAGACAGUCCAACAAAUGUGGACCAAGAGUCUGUGAAUGCCAGUCUAGUCUUUGACAUACAUUUUGAGAUGAAGGACAAAAAUGCUGAAGACAGUAACAGACAUGGAGAAAACCAGAGAGCUUUUGAUAAAGAAACAAAUGAGAAAAUCAAUGAAAAGUUAAUAGAAUUAAAAGAAAAACUGUUAGAGGAGGAGAAACACCAUACUAGACAGAAGAAAGUUCCUAGUAGUAGUAAUGUAACAGAAUACAAUAUUCUGGUACUGCUGUCCAGGGUAUCCCAAAUGACUGAUCCCACGAUGCAUCUGGUAACUAAGGAAGUAAUACACUGUUUGUUUGACUACAUGAGUAUAAUGGAAUUUCCAUUAGCAAGGUGUCCCAGACUGUUGUCUCGUGUUUUCAGAAAUCCAUUAUGCUUUAAUAAGCUUAUGACAUAUGGUGUUCCAAGUAUGAUCUUUGACAAUUUUCUGAAGUUUGAAGACUUAGAUACUUUGACAGUAGAUAUACAUCACUCCAGGAAGACAAUUAAAAGAAAGUCUAUCUAUGGAAAAGCAGAAAUUCAUCAUGAAAUUUCAACAGAUUCAGAUAGAUUUUCUUUCAGUGACGAUUCCUCUCAGGAAGAAAAACAGGCACACAAGAGGAGGCGACUUUCAGAGGAUACAGAAAAUCCAAAACGGUCACAUUCCUUUAAAGGACAAUAUCACAAACAAGAGGAAGGUAUUUGUAAUACGGGUAAAAGUGCUAUGGCUUUCCUGGAAGAUCUCAGUGGGAUUGUAGACUCGAACUAUGGUAGGGGUGCUAUAGACAGACUACUGCACACAGCACCGAGAGACCAAAUUGUUGAGCUCUGUAUUAAUAUUCUAUCUAUUACUUGGACUCAAGCAUCUAGACAGUAUUUCUUCAACCAGAGAGAGAUACUAGAUCAAGUGCUCAGUGUUCUUCAGCCAUACAGUGACGUGGAUUAUUCACAGAUUGUCCAUGCUGUAAACAGCCUAAGACUUCUUGUACAUGCUAUUGGCACAAAGAGUAAAUAUCAAAUAGUGAGACACAAGCAUUCAAAAAGGGAAGACACAGAACAAUCUACCUCAAGGCAUGCUUCUAGAAAAAUUAGUUCUAACAGAGGUAAUUCUGCCACCUGUGACAACGUUUUUCUUGAGGAAAUAAUGCAGGAAAAUCAAGAAACAAAGCUUCUGUCAGAUUUACAGGGAAAGGGUACUGACUUAGAUAGGUCAAGGUCAUGCUGUUUGUUGAACACGUCAGUAACUAUGGAUACUGUGUUUGUCGUUCAGAAUGAAAAAGUUUCAGCCAGUAGAGGAAGACUAGUAGAAAAGUCUGAAAUAUUUGCAGCCAUGUUGGAAGGUCAUUAUUCCGAAGCGCAGUCAUCAGAGAUAAAAAUUCCAGAAUCGUCCAAGUUUGCAUUUAAAUAUUUAAUACAUCACCUUCAUGGAUGCAAACAAGGACAGUGCACAUAUAUUGACCAACUUUAUUACCAGGAGGUGAAUAAACAAUCAGCUGAGCAAUGUAUUGCUUUACUAGAAGAAGCAAACAAAUAUAUGGUGACCAAACUGUGUGAUAUGGCUAGCGAAUGCCUGUUAUUAAGGUAUGUAAUACCCGAGUCAGCAUUUCUGGUGCUGAAGUCUGCAGUACUGCAUAGAAAAGAUAAUUUACUGAAAGCAUCAGUGUCCUGUGUUUUCUAUGACAGCAGCAGUGUCAAAGAAGUUCUAGGACAUAUGUGCGAAAUUUUAAGCUCAUGUUACGGAGACGUAUUUCUAGUAACCUUAAGAGAAAUAUUAACCGAGUAGCCUGGAUACAAACUGUACAAGGUUAUAUAAAAAUAUUCUGUCUCAGUUUACGGGAUUAUCUAGGUACUCACAAUGAGAGCCUGUAUAAAUUGUUAAAGAUAUUGUUUAUAAAUUUGAGAGAUAUAUGUAAUGUAGUUUGAAAUAGUAUUUUGACUUUCUGCACUGCAAAUCUAUAGCUGAUAAUAUUGUACUUGCUUGUUGAAAACAGAAUAAUGUUAGUACAAAUUUUUGUCAGACUUUUGCAUGUUUAUUACCUAAUGAAAUUUAUGUGAUCUGAAUGCAGUAAUUAUUUUUUCUAAAGCAUACAUACAUGUAGCUAACAUAUUAUUGAAUAAUUUUUUGUAACAUGAUCUGUGAAAUGUCAUGUAGAAAAUAGAAGAUUGCAAAGAUUGUUUUCUUAUUGAAGACAAGGUCGGAUAAUGAACCCAAGAUAACACUAGUUCACUCCAUUAUCAGCUUUACUGAUCAUUAUGUGUGACAGGUACUAUUAUACUGUGUUAUAUAAAUGUGAGCAAAAAUAGAAACUCAAUCAAAUUA
Messenger RNA from Mercenaria mercenaria, 4967 nucleotides. RefSeq lists its product as uncharacterized. Gene Ontology annotation, biological process: anatomical structure morphogenesis. Gene Ontology annotation, molecular function: protein binding. Gene Ontology annotation, cellular component: cytosol. The transcript has 9 exons. The record is from RefSeq and is a predicted model, not a curated record. Lineage: Eukaryota; Metazoa; Mollusca; Bivalvia; Venerida; Veneridae. The coding region runs from base 165 to 4430 and encodes 1421 amino acids.